GCAUCCAAAAAGUACAGAAAACAGAGAUUUUUUUUGUGCGAAAUUGUAUAGAUAACAAAAAAUAUAUUCAUGGGACGGACUCCUUCCAGUAUGAAAGUUGAUCUUAACAAGGGUCCAUGGACAGCUGAAGAAGAUCUCCGUUUAAAAGAUUAUAUCCAGGCUCAUGGUGAAGGCCGUUGGAGAUCUCUUUCCAAAAAAGCAGGCCUGCUUCGAUCUGGCAAAAGCUGCAGAUUGCGAUGGAUAAAUUAUCUUCGACCAGACAUCAAACGAGGACAUAUUGCACCUGAUGAAGAAGAUUUAAUUCUCAGGCUCCAUCGACUUCUAGGAAACAGAUGGUCUUUGAUCGCGGGACGUUUACCAGGAAGGACUGAUAAUGAUAUAAAAAACUACUGGAACAGUCAUCUAAGCAAAAAGCUCAUCAGGCAGGGCAUAGAUCCUCGAACACACAGGCCCCUUUCUGAAUCUGAGGACAUAUGGUGGAUCCCUCAGGACACGUAUGUGGAUAAAAACGUUCUCCAGUACACUAUAAUACCGGAAAGUGCUGAUCAAGAAAUACAUGACAAAGAUUCAGAUUUCAUGAUAGCAGGUCAUAGGGUGGACCAGAUUUGCUCUUCAAUGGCUACACCAGCAAUCUCUUGUAUAGAAAGUGCACCAACCAUUUUGCCAAUCUCUAGUGAGGAGGUUCACUGUGUUGAAACGAGAGAUUCCAAUCGUUGUGAGACUACGAAACAAUUAACACACAGCAGCUGGUUUCCUUAUUCUCUUCCUGAAACUCCAAUGGAAACAGCUUAUGGAAAUAGCAGUUCAUAUAUGCACCCUUCAUAUCUGGAAUCACUUAUCAAUGAAGAGUUUGGGAUGCCAGAGCCUACUCUUGGAUACAAUUCUGUUACACAGCUGUGGCCACAUCAGUCUGAACUUCCAAGUCCUGGCUCUGAAUUGUGGUCUAAACUCCACUCUCCCAGUAUGCAUUGCCAUCCUUCUUGUUAA
Cryptomeria japonica (Japanese cedar) is the source of this 987-nucleotide messenger RNA. RefSeq names its product myb-related protein 330-like. Bases 70 to 987 code for a protein of 305 amino acids. The record is from RefSeq and is a predicted model, not a curated record. Lineage: Eukaryota; Viridiplantae; Streptophyta; Pinopsida; Cupressales; Cupressaceae. The transcript is spliced from 3 exons.